AUGUCCUUCGUGCAAUUGUCAUCCACCGGUCGUGUGGCCUGCGGGGGGUCAUUUAUGGACAUUUACGGAAGGCGCCCGCCUGCGACGAUUCAGGCGGUUUAUCCAACCGGUCUUGUGUCACCCCCGUCGUUGAUGUCAUGGAGCGCUUUUCCAACACCCAAGAAAGUGCGCGCACGGCACGCCUCACACGGCGACACGAAUGAAAUUGCUGCCGGAGAGCAUGUGGCACUUGCCUUCUCUCACGUAGCUGAUGCCUCGUCGCAGGAGUUAUUUUUUGCCGUGGGUGUCUUCCGCUGCGACACCUGGGCAUUGCAGUGGGCCGUCCGCUCGGACUCACUGGGAGACGGACGGCGUGUGUGUGAUGUGUGUUGUCUGAGUGCACACACUGUUGUCUUUCUUGAGAGCAACGCAGGCGGAAAGAGAGGAAGCAGGAAACAACUCCACGUUGCUUCCAGGGCGGAGGUUCCCCGUGUGGCAAGGCGAGAGAACCGUCAGUGGCGGUCCUUCUUGACAAAAGCCCAUCGUGUCGAGACAAAAUUUGAGAGCGAGGACGUUCACAGCAUUCAGGCUCUUUCGGCGACCUCGUGCCUGCUUUUGACGGGCGCCGGUCGGCUUAUUCGUGUCACGGUGUCGUUUGCUCCGCAUUUGGAAGCAACAUCGGAGGAGGUGGAGGUUGAAGGAGGCCGGAUCGCGCCACGGGCUAACAGCACCUGCACUUUGGUGCUCUCGAGCGCGACAGGGAAGGAAAUGGAGAGCUCAUGUUGCUACGCGGCUGUGUUUGCCGCGGGCAGCCCCACAUGUCGGGUAAUGAAACUUGUGAGUUCGGAUACAGCAAUGAAAGCGAGCAACCCUCAGUCAAUCUCACUGCCUACAGGGGCAACAGUGGAACGGGUCGAAUUUGCUGGGCCACAUAUCCUCGUUCUGAUACUUGCCCUUGAUAAUAAAACUGCCUUUGCUCUUCACAUGACUUGUCUUGUGCCCUCAGAGUCAUCAUCCUCAUCAUCAUCCGAGAGUCUCUUCAACUGUGUUUCCUUUGCGCCAUUGCGGAUGACGGCGCAACGAGUGCCGCUGGCAACAAUGUACUGCUCAGAAAAAGAGACGCACGUUGUGCUGGUGAGUCGCCGCCGCCGUGAUGAUUAUUUUGAUGGGCAACAUGAACACAACGUGAAAAACAAUGGCAUCAUCAAGAACAACGAGUCAUUGUGGUGGCGUUUUUUCGAGUACGCUGAGCUACCGUUGCAGAAUGGGCCUUACACAGAGGAAGAAUUCCGAAGCGCGACAUGGUGUUCCCUCCCGGAGCCGUGCCACACUGUCCUUCCCAGCGUCGUGUCAAGGAUUGCCAAUGGGGAUGAUAAUGAUGACGAUAACAAGGAGAAUACCGCUGCUCACUUCCAGCAGGACCUGGCAUUGCUGACUCAUUCUCAGUCUGAAGGAAAUUGGGAACCCAUCCGUCUGCACUACGCGUUAGCGGCGACCUUUUCGCAGGAAACGGCGUCAGGGGGAAAAAAUAACAAAGUUGCCGUCAACGUGUUUGCGAUUGAGACCGCACCGUUUGUGCAUACGCGGCUGGUGAAACAAUGGCAUAAUGCCACGCGCGGCCUUAAGUUUUUGCUUGACGGGGCAAAUAACACCGUGGGGGGAAGCGAACCGUUCGCCGUCUCUUGGAACCCGCGGCACAUACGACGAGCGCUUCAGCUGUUCAGCCAAGAAGGCCUUCGUGUGCUUUUUGGUCGUCUCGCCAACGCACUCCGCGUUUCCACCGAAACAAGCAAUGCGGCAAGUCUCUUCUACGGAGCGGCGGCCACCGCCGUGACGGAUGUGGCACUGCAGGCCGUCACACUCUCUCGCCAGGUGGGCGCAAUUCUAUCACCGGAAGACGUGACGGUCGUCGCCUUGUUACUGCGGGCCUCACGUGAAACUGGCCACUUGAUUGUGAACAGCACCACACGUGGCCGGCUGUUGCUUGAGAGCGCCGUAAGGAGCCGGCUGGCGAACCAUGUGCUCGGUGGUGGGGAAAAGUGCCAGAAGAGAAGUCACGGCGGCAAGAAUACCAAUGCGAACGAAGAAGGUGAGGAGGAUGAAGUGGGGGCAGAAUUUGUUCACGUGCCAACGGAGUUGCGGGUGGAGCGUGCGUUACGCACCAAAUAUGCCCCGAACGCAUGGACGCAGCAUUUACUACGGAAAAAUAACGAGUACAGUGCAGUGGUGACAGGUGCCCUUCAACACCUCAACGCCGUUGCCUCCCUGCAGCAGCAGCAGCAGCAGCAGCAACAACAAAAACAAGAAGAACAGCAAGAAGAAGAACACGCGGGGCGGAGCGGUGAUGGGACAUUACGACCCCACCAGGAUGAAGAGAUGACGGCGACGCCCGCAUUGUUGCCGGACUGGAUGACGCUGGGACGGCGGGCGCAUGCCAACGCUGCCUUCGCGGAGUACGAGUCUGCCCUGUUGCAUCCCACCGCCAAAGCCCGGUAA
Messenger RNA from Trypanosoma cruzi, 2475 nucleotides. RefSeq lists its product as uncharacterized. The record is from RefSeq and is a predicted model, not a curated record. Lineage: Eukaryota; Euglenozoa; Kinetoplastea; Trypanosomatida; Trypanosomatidae. The transcript has a single exon. Bases 1 to 2475 code for a protein of 824 amino acids.